This is a messenger RNA of Nothobranchius furzeri (turquoise killifish), 2900 nucleotides long. Lineage: Eukaryota; Metazoa; Chordata; Actinopteri; Cyprinodontiformes; Nothobranchiidae. The record is from RefSeq and is a predicted model, not a curated record.
AUGAUAAAAACCGACUUGUCUUUUAUUUUGGAUGGAAUGAGACCUUUUUUUAGCAAUACAUGCAUUUGUGACUUCAGAUAUGCAAAUAUUUGUUUUAACCUUUGAGUUUCCAUCCAGAUUUGCAGACUGGUGUUGCAGCUCUUGAGCGUGCUCUGGAGGAAGAAAGGGAGCGGUGCAGGAGAAAAGAGCUGGUGAGGAUGAGUGUUUUAAUGCAGCAUUGCUCAGAAAAAAGUCAUAAAUGGGUGAGUUCAACUGCAGGAGAUGUGGGGACACAUCUGGGUUCACUGCAGGAUGUGUCCUCUUCUGCCCUUUGACCUCAUUCAGUCUUCCACCUGUGGAUCAGGGUGGAAGUAUUCUGUGAUGGUGGACUGCCUGAAACUGGGUUUGUCUCUGCAGCAGAAGAUGUUUGAGUUUGACAGAGUCCAUGGACUUGAAGACUCCCAGAAUGCCGUGUCACUUCUUACAUCCUUGCUGGAUGGGUAAAAUCGGUGCAUCAUGGCGUAUGAGCAGACGGGCAGUGGGGAAACCCACACCAUGAUGGGACUUCACCAGCUGGAUGGGAUGCAACAGGAAGCACAGCAGGGAAGCAUCUCAAAAGCUGCUGCAGACCUCUUCAGGUGACAGAGCGUCUCAGAAAUAUUUCUAAGGCACUAACCAGCUCAACCUUUCUUUACAAACUCUGUGGAGCUCUCAGUCAUGGAGGUCUGCGAUAAUGAGGUCUACGACCUGCUCACCAGAGACGAGCACAGAAAUGCAGCGGGUCAGUGUCAGGAUGUUAUCACCACCUCCUCCGGUGCCAGCUUGGUCCCCUCUCUCACGUCUGAGCCUGUUCGUAGCGCCUCUGAGGUGAUGCAGAUUAUCAGCAGCAUCCUGAAACUCAGAAGGUCCCACUCUCAUCUCAUCACCCUCACCGUCUCCACCAAAAGCCCCAACGCCCUGGCUCUGGGUGAGACGAAGCUGCAGGAACGUGCACGCUACUCAUUCACUUCCUGCUUUCAUCACUCCUCCUCCUCCUCUUACCGCAGCAUCUCAGACUCCGUUCAGGACCAAGCUGCAGCUGGUGGACAUAGCAGGGAGCGAGUGUGUUGCCACAGCUUUCCUUUGACGACUGAGUCAGGCAUGACUGGAGUUUCUAGUGCGGCACUGUGGGAGGCGUGCUGUAUAAACCGCAGCCUCUCGGCUCUUCCUGAUGUCCUGGCUGAACAGAGGCCUCACAUCCCCUACAGGAACAGCAGACUCACUCAUCUGCUGCAGGACGCCAUAGGUGGAGAUGGCAGACUGCUGGCGAUGCUGUUGACUCAGCCCUUCAUCACAGCAUCCCUUCACUCACUAGCUUUUGGCAAGGCCCAUCAGGUCUAAAGGGAGCGACCCCGAAGGAGAAGUAAUAAUACGCUAAAAGUCAAGUGAUGGGAUGUCGGAGGAUUGGAGGUAUUUGGAGAUGUCACUAAAGAGAUUCAAAGCUGGGACAGAAAUGUAAUCUUAAAAUUAACCCAUUUGUUCAGAAAAGUGUCUUUGAAAACUUAAAGACCGAUACCUUCAUUUUACAGCCUUAAACAGCAAUGUUCUGAUGUUACAGCAGUUAUUAAACUCCUUGAAGUUGUUUUUUUUAUUGGGAUUGUCGUAGAGGCCAUGUUUGGCGACAUGCCAUUAUGAGAGAUUUUAGAAUAUCUUGGAUUAACCUUUGAAUCAAAGUUUUAUGAAACAUUAAUGCAAACUAGAAAUACUUUUGUGAAAAGAUUUUGAACAAUGAAUACCUUAACAGUUGUACUUUGGCGAAAAGAUAUUAGUUUUCACCAAAUAGAACAACUAACAGCUAAUGAGCUAACCACAGGCAGGAAGUUACAAAGUAGAUUUUUGUUUAUUAAAAAAAAUACUAAAAAAAACUAAUUUCCAAUUAAAAUAAACAUUUUAAAGCAGUAUUUUCUAAAGCUCUGAGGAAAGUGUUGGAAGUACAGCCAGGUGCAUAUAACAGUGGAUUUUUAUGUAAAUAACAAUGUAUUAUUUAUAAAAAUAACAUUUGAGUGAACUGAUAUUAAAUCUUAGAAAUUCAAGCAGUUUUAUUAAGGAGGGAGUUUUGGCUUGUCUCGGCAAUCCAUUAGUCAGCCAGUCCAGACAGAACUAACGGUAACAGAUAACAUCUUUUAAGAUCUGAACAAUACCUCUCAAAGCAUAUUAAAGGUUUGUAAACGUAUCAAGCUACAAAAACAAAUUUCUUAAUGUAAAAUAGGCAGUUAAGACUUCACUGAUUUAUCUAAAACAGCUUUAAACAGAUUAUAAGGAACACAUUUAUUUAUUUCAAAAGCUCGGAAGUAGUUUGCUGGCAAUUCAUUGAUUCUAACCAGCAGCUGCUUAGCUUUUACUGCAAAUGGAUGCAGAUAUGAAUCGGUACUUAAAACAGCAAAUUUAUACAUGCAUUAGUGUUUUUGUCAGUUUCAGAAAAUGCAGUUUAUGAAUAAAAUUAUGCCAAAAAGUAUAAAGUGUUAGAUUUUGAGUGAAGGGGAACGAUGUAAAGAUAUACUACAGUUACAUGUUAGCAGAUAUUUGCAUUAAAAUAAUUAUUUUCACAUUUUCUUAUAGAUGUCUCUGUUUUAACUGUUUUAACAGAGGUGUUGCAGGAUUUAAUUAUUAGUACUCAUGCUCUAGUAAUUAUUAUUUUUUACAUGCAGCAGCCCAGAGGUGACAAAUUAAACACUUGUGGGAGACGAGGCCGCUAAAUCAUGUCUUUGAGAAACUCAAACCUUUAUGAUGUGAAGCUGAAACGUAACAUUAGAUUUUUAUUCAUUCAAGCAAACUGUUACGGUCAACUGUUACAUAAGUUAUAUGGUAGACAUUUUCCAUCUAACCUUUCAUGUUUUUCUCUUUAAACCACCGUUUCUGUACCGAUGUGCCCCCCCCCCCCC